Molecule: messenger RNA, 979 nt
Organism: Pyrus x bretschneideri (Chinese white pear)
Lineage: Eukaryota; Viridiplantae; Streptophyta; Magnoliopsida; Rosales; Rosaceae
Product: protein Mpv17
Exons: 6
Coding region: 60-740 (226 amino acids)
Cellular component (GO): cytoplasm; membrane
Source: RefSeq, a predicted model, not a curated record
GUAACAAUAACGCGGCACGCACACCGUUACUCACAUUGCGUUUGCUUUGCUUUGAGAAUAUGAAUGCUCUUGGCGGUGGCGGCUAUGGCGGCCUCUGGGGUUGGAACUCCUCAUCCCCCAGAAAACCCAAGCAGCCAAGCAAACGCCCAUUCGAUUCCAAAUCCCAGUCCUCCUCCAAUUCCAAUUCUGUGGACGCAACCGGAAGAGCCCGUCACUGGUUCCCCUUAAAGCAAGCCGCCACGGCUGGCUCACUGGCUCUGACGGGAGAUACAAUUUCUCAGCUCACACAGCGCUGGAGAAAAGCAGAGGCGGAAAACCAACAGGAUGUAAAACGUGCUCUCCUCUCAGACCAUGAUUGGCUUCGUGCACUGCGGAUGACUUCCUAUGGGUUUCUUUUGUAUGGCCCUGGUUCUUAUGCCUGGUACCAGUAUCUUGAUCAUUCUUUGCCUGCAAAAACUGUCGAGAACCUACUGCUGAAGGUUUUGUUAAAUCAAAUUGUGGUUGGUCCAUGUGUGAUUGCUGUUGUUUUUGCAUGGAACAAUUUAUGGCUAGGGAAAGUGUCACAGCUUCCAGGGAAGUACCAAAGAGAUGCUCUUCCCACUUUACUUUAUGGGUUUAGGUUCUGGAUACCUGUCACUGUAUUGAAUUUCUGGGUGGUUCCUCUUCAAGCUCGUGUAGCUUUCAUGUCUGUGGGUUCAAUUUUUUGGAACUUCUGCUUGUCUUCAACUAUGAGCAAGUAACAUCUAUGCAUUUUAUCAACAGUUGUUGUCAGCAAGCAGAACUUUGGUCACGAGGUUGGUUUGGGAGUCUGACAUCCGGUGGACCACAGGUUUAGAAGAAAAUGACGACCUGAAGCAACUUUUUAGUUAAAAAAUGAAAUUCAAGCCCUUCGAAUUCGAGGAUUGUUAUAACAAUGUGGACCUUAAGUUCUUUUUCUACUAGCCAUAAAAGAAGAAAGGAAAGCCGAUAUGUUUCUUAA